Molecule: messenger RNA, 861 nt
Organism: Prorocentrum cordatum
Lineage: Eukaryota; Dinophyceae; Prorocentrales; Prorocentraceae
Source: the annotation of a GenBank genome assembly
AGGCGCGCAUCGCCAUGCACAAGUACCGGGCGAAGAACAUCGACCUCCGCCGCAUGACGGUCCAGACACUGCGCUACCGGCAGACUCGCCAGGCCGACAAGCAGAGGAAGCUGAACGCCAAGGGCUCGGUGCAAGCAGCCAGGCUCAGCGUCUUCGAGCCGGUGGUCUACGCGCAGAAGCGCCUGGACAGCAAGGGCGGCGUGCGCCUCCUGCCGCAGUCCCGCGUGCUGAUGCAGCUCAACACGGCCAAGCGGGCCUUCGACCGGAGCCUCCCGCAGGAGCCGACCUUCCAGCCGCACGUGGCCGCGCGGCGCGGCCGCAACGCGGUGACCGCUCGCCGCCUGGCCAAGCGGCCGCUGGCCACCGCGCGCGAGGAGGGCCUGAUAGACAGCAGCAUGUUCGAGCACUGGCUCGCCAAGCAGUUCGCCGUGAAGCGGUGACCUGCUCAGUCGACAUCGCUGUGUGGACUGUUGUGAUGCGCCUAAGCUGCCAGCGCGAUGGCGCUCCAGUGCUGUGCGACUGGGGCUUGUUUCACUGUCUGGGUCCUCCAGCAUCGGAGACCAACUGUCAGGCUUCUCGCAGGUCGGCGGUGCUCGCACGGCCUGCAGGACCUGCUGCGGCUGCCCUGCGGGUCUUCCGCGCACUUCCUUCCUGGCUCGCUCCCUUUGCGGGGAAGCUGGGCCGCCCCCCCCCCCCCCAAGCGCCCGGAGGCAGGGGUUGGGGACGCGCGGUUGGGAGAGCUCCAAGGGUUGCGGCGCGCCGGCCAGGUUUCCUCCGCGCGCCGCCCCCCCGGCGCCCGCCCCCGGCAGCUAUAGCCUUUUGCUGCCGGCGAGGGGGCGGCGCCCAUGCUGCCAAAAGGAG